GGAAGGGAGGAUGGUAAAGGGCUGCCGGUGUCUGCAGCUGCCUCUGGACUGACUGAGAGAGAGAGAGAGAGAGAAACGGGCAGGGAAACAGCGGACGUUCAGCAUCAGCAUCCCCAUCCACAGGACACUACCCAGCCAUGAAACAGGGUCUCCUGGAUAUCCUGAGGAUGAGCAGGAAAUGCCGCAUGGUGCUGGUGACUUGUCUCGGUUCAUUUGUCCUGGUCCUGUUUUAUUUCCAAAGUAUGUUGCAUCCAGGGAUGCGCCGGGCACCAUUCGGAGUGAACAUCUGUUGCAGGAAAGGUUCGCGGACUCCACUACAAGAGCUCCAGAACCCGACGCAGUAUCAGUUCUCAAACACAGAGCUCACCCAUCAGAUCAGGAGAAACCAGAUUGCUCAGACAUGUCAAGCAAACCGCGCCAAAAGUCGGAAACGGCGAGUGUUGACCUCUGAUGACCUGAAACACUUGGUUGUAGAUGAGGACCAUGAGAUGAUCUACUGCUAUGUGCCCAAGGUGGCCUGCACAAACUGGAAGAGGGUCAUGAUGGUCCUCACGGGAAAGGGCAAAUAUACCGACCCCAUGGAAAUCCCUGCAAAUGAAGCCCACGUCUCCUCCAACCUGAAGACGCUCAACCAGUACAGCAUCCCAGAGAUUAACCACCGCUUGAAAAACUACCUGAAGUUCAUGUUUGUGCGAGAGCCCUUCGAGCGCCUGGUGUCAGCGUACAGGAACAAGUUCACCCGAAGGUAUAACACCUCCUUUCACAAACGGUAUGGAACCAAGAUCGUCCGGAGGCAGAGGAAGAAUGCAACUCAGGAGGCCCUGGUCAAGGGCGAUGACGUGAAGUUCGAGGAGUUUGUGGGCUACCUCAUUGACCCAUACACGCAGAAAGAGGAGCCCUUCAAUGAGCAUUGGGAGACUGUCUCCUCGCUGUGCCAUCCUUGCCACAUCCACUACAACCUUAUCGGGAAAUAUGAAACUCUACAGGAGGAUGCAAGCUACAUCCUGCACCUGGCAGGGGUGGGAGACUAUAUCACUUUCCCCACCUAUGCUAAAUCCACCAGAACUACAGAUGAAAUGACAGCUCAGUUUUUCCAAAACAUCAGCGCUGCCUUCCAGACUAAACUGUUCAAUCUCUACAAAUUGGAUUUUGUAAUGUUUAACUAUUCCGUGCCAAGCUACCUGAAGUUGGCAUGAGAAUGCCAGCUGGUUUUAUUUAAGUCCUUAUUUGUUACAAUUGCAUUUUUUUGGUUUUGUUUUGUAAUUUUAGUGAAGAUUUUCACCGGUUGCUGCGAGCAGCAAGGUUUGGAAUUUAUUUAAAUAACUUUGUAAGAAAGAAUGGCUCUCUUGGCAGGGUAAUGGAACCAUGGCUGGUUUAAAGAUUCCCUUCCUGGCAUGCUCUUAUGUAGAUCUUUUGUGUCAGAGGCUACGCAUCUCCAAUCAGGAAAUAGUUUGUAAUUUGGAGACCCCCAAUCUGGAGAUCCAGGGUUCAGUCUGGAAACCCUCAAUAUCUCACUCUGAAAAACACAAGUGCCCUUUGAUGUGAAUGUGCUGUAGUAAGUUGCUAAUGAGUUGAACGUGAAUCGGAAAGGGGUAGCAUCAUUGUGCCAGCAAUGUUUAGAACUCGCUGCAACUAUUUCAGAGCUUUAAACUGCAAUUGUAGCUGAGCCUCCUUUUAAGAAAGCUUGUGCGAAUCUUCUAUCACCUGAUAGAAGGCUGAUCUCACGACAGUCAUUGGGUCACUUCUGUGAGCCCUUUCUACAAGAAAAUCUCCACCAGCCGCCCAGAGCCAGUAGUUGCUUCCAGUUUGACAGUUAAACAUUAGGCACGGUGAUUUUUUUUCAUUAUGGCCAUGGGCAGCCAAAUCUCCUCUUCCAACAACCACACUCCUCAGUCCCCUCCAUGGCUACACCAACGUCCCUGCUGAGGGAGGAGGGGGAGCAAGAGGGCAUUGUGGGAAAACAAAACAAAACAAGCCACCGUAUUGUCGAUGCCAGUGCUAAGUGUGUGUCCAAUAUUACAUUCAACUGCUAAUUGAGAAUCCAUGAGUGGCAAAUUGUGUUAAAAUUAAAACGAUCUUUCCUUCAAACUGUGAAAGCAUGAUUUACAUAUGUACAGAAGAAUUCUGGGGAAGAAGAGCAAAAUGUUUCAGAUGAGUCGUUACCUUUUGUUCAUGAACUUACUCCAUCGUCCCACAACUCUACACUGCUAGCCCAGUGAACUGUGAAAAUGGUGGCCAACAAAAGGUUUCAGAUUAAAACUCUUAGGCACUGGAUCUAUUUAAAGAAACAUAUGUUAAUGAUGGUACUAAUGUGUCUUUUAAUUUGGGCAAGGCCUGUGCUUGUUGACUGUUCCCGAUUUAACCUGGAAAAUCUGGCAGUGUACUGUGCUCCUGAGCCAUUGCAGUCCAUGAGGUGUACGGUGCUCCCUCAGAGCAGCUUCCCAAAUUUUGACCCCCAUGACAAUGGAGGAAUGGUUGCAAUGUAUCCUAUGAGGACAAUGUGUAACUUGGAGGUGCUGGGUGUUUCCAUGGAUCCAGUGUGCACUGUCCUUCGGUGGUGGAGGUUGUAACACUGGGGAGUUGUCCCAGUCCUCUUACCAUUCAAAGCAGCAAAGUAGAGCUCAAAAUUCAAAUUGUAGUGUUUCUGUGAAAAUCUCCUGUUGUUCCAUCCAAAAAUCAGCUGCCUCCCUCCAUUGCAUCCAUCCCCCACAGAAGGGAGAAUAACCCGUGUAGUAAUUGCAAAUGCCGAUGCAUCAGUUAUGCCUGGAUGCAGCUUUUCUGCAUUUUCUGACUGUUUUGCAUGAUGAGGGCAUUGUUGGGUCGGCCAGCAUUCAUUGUCCAUUCAGUAAUUAAUAGGAACUUCCAUCCUCUCACUGUGAUUUCAUCCUAGCAGUAAGGCAUCUCUGUGCUGCUCUUCCGGAGCCCUGCCAGUCUUCUGUUCUGAAGUUAUCACUGAACAUAGGGAAAAACCCCAAGAAAUUAUCAUCACACCCAUAAAACAUUUGCGCACCCCCUCCCCCAUUUUAACUAUAUUAAAUUUAGAACAAUAGGAUUGUACAACAUAGUAGCAGAGUUGCAAUGUAAGUGAUUUGAACUUAUUUUACUUUCUCAUCCAUCUGUAGUUCUGUCAUUUCAAACUGUACAGCUCAGUACAAGUGUGUUGAGUAGUUUUUCAUUAACUUGUCAACAUUUUUAGGUGCUCAGUUAAGUAUUUGUUCAAAGAUUGCAGUUUUGUCAACAGAUAAUUAAGUUAAGAAUGGCACUAAUAACUGAUAAGUUAUUUAUGUUAGGAAAAGAUUUUGAGGUGUGUCUGUUUCAAUGAAAAUGUUGAGUAAUGAUGGGUUAGCACUGGGGUCCAGUCACUUGUUUUUACAGGAGACUAUUGUUUUGUAGGUGAUUUUCUGGCUGGUCUUUUUGUAUUCUUUCUGUCCACUUCCCUUCGUUUCUCUUCAAUCUUUUUCUUUCCUUCACUCUUGUCUUCCUGAUUGCCAAGUUUUGGAUAUUCCUAGACGUGCCGUAUAUAUAUAUAUACUGGGACUUUUGUUGGAUUUGUGCAGAUAUAAUAAGUACAUAACUCCAGUGGGAACCAGAACAGUCAUUGGAUAUUCCUGCUUAACAAAGAGAGUCUUCAGUGCUUUUAGGUAACUUAAAGAGUAUUUGUGAUAUUACUGUUGUAAUAGAGUGCUAUUUUCUUACCUUCAUGCAUGAAACUUAAUGAGGACAAGUAACUUAACAUUUUUCCUUAGCAUUUCAAUGAUUUUACUCUUUGGGCAUGGUAGAAGGUUUGACUGAUAUUUGUUCUUUAUAUCUAUCCACCUAUCUAUCUAUCUGUCUAUCUAAUCGAUCCAUCUAAUUUAUUUAUCUCUUUCUCUUCUUGUCAGCCCAUGACGUGUCUCUUUAUCUGCCUAUCAGUCCAAUUUUCUAUCUAUGUCUCUGUCUGGCUAUCUCUGUCUCUAUCUCUGCCAUUCUAUGAAAUUUACCUUUCAUCCGGCCAGUCUGCCUAUCCAUCUUUCUCUUUAUCUGUCUGUCUGUCUCUGCCUGUUUUGUCUGGAUGUUGUCUACUGGAACCAGCAGUUUGUUAUUAAUUGUUGUGACAUGUGAGUUUAGUCAUUCCUGAAAGUUCCAUCAAGACUGAUUAAUUAUUUUUUCUAAAUAACUUCCAUUAAAAUGUGGGAUGAAAAUAAUUGCUUUGUGUAUUUCUUCCGAAGAUUAAGCUGCUGAAAGAAAUGAGUGAGAGCGGGGUCAUCUGUGGCUCAGUGGUAAUCCUCUCAUCUGCAUCGCAGAAGCUUGUGGAUUCAAGUACCUCUCAGAAAGACCUAAUUCCAGCUGGUAUGGUCUUAUGGACACUCUAAUGCAGGACUGAGGGAGUGUUGUGUGGUCAGAGAUGCCAUCUUUCAGAUGCACUGCUAAACGCAGACAAUCUCAGACGGAUGUAGAAGUUUCCAUAACAUUAUUUAACAGAGAAUCAGGAAAUUUCUCAGGGGUGUCCUUGUCAAUAUUUAUCUCUCAAUUAACAUCACCUAAAAUUAUCAUCUGAUCAUUACUUCGCUGUGUUUGAAGAAGUAUGCUGUACACAAAUUGGCUGUUGCAUUUCCUAUCUUACAGUAAGGAACUUGUCAGUCACUACCUCCUGAAGUGUGAUGGAAUGCCCCAAAGUUUUAUUUUUCCUUUAUUCAUUCACGAGAUAAGGGCGUCGCUGGCCAGGCAGCAUUUAUUGCCCAUCCCUAGUUGCCCAGAGGGCAGUUCAAAGUCAACCACAUUGCUGUGGGUCUGGAGUCACAUGUAGGCCAGACCGGGUAAGGAUGGCAGUUUCCUUCCCUAAAGGACAUUAGUGAACCAGAUGGGUUUUUCCCAACAAUCGGCAAUGGAUUCACGGUCAUUAUUAGACUGUUAAUUCCAGAUAUUUAUUGAAUUCAAAUUCCACUGUCUGCCUUGGCAGGAUUUGAACCCAGCUCCCCAGAACAUUAUCUGGGUCUCUGGAUUACAGUCCAGCGAUAAUACCACUAGGCCAUUGCCUCCCUGUAAAAGGUGCCACAUAAAUGCAAGCUCUUUUCUUCCUUAGCUCGCAAACACCACAGAAACAGUUUCAUUAAAGUCCAGCCUAAGAGAUGAUGACACCCUACGGUUACAUUGCAUUACUGCAUAGGCAGUGAAGAAGUCAAAACACCAACAUUUGAACAAAUGCUCACAAACUGAAUCAAAAGCAGAGAACGCUGGAAAUACUGAGUGGAUUAGUCAGCUCUGGAACAAAAUGAACAUGGAAUAGUUAAGAAACACAUUCAUGACUGUAGGGACCAGAGUAACCUUUGAUUGAUGAGGGCUCAAUAUAACAACAUCAUCUUAUUCUGGAAAUAAAUAUCAGGCCAAGUCUUGAGUCAGAGACUUGAUAGAGCUGAUUAAUUGUUAUCCUAACCAUGACCUCAUUAAAUCUUUCACGCAAUUUGAGUCUGCAUUUAUUGCCCACCCCUAAUUGCCCUGGAGAAAGUAGUGAUGAGCUGCCUUCAUGAACUUGUACCUCUACCAGCUCCCUAAGAUUCUUGUAAUUAUGCCUGACUGAAAUUUGUCAAUAUCAUGCAAUAAGUCUUGGUGUUAAUUAAGAUCAGUGCCUCUUUUGUAGAUAUUCUACAGUGCUUUAUCAUCUAUCAGUAAUCUCUAGGACACAAGCCCAGCCUAUCCAAUCUAUACUCAAUGCACAGACCCUCCAGCUCAGAAAGCAUCCUGCUAAAAUUCCUCUGCACUCUCUCCAGUGUAAUCACAUCCCUCCUAUUAUAUGUGCGACCAGAACCACACACAGUACUCGAGUUGUGGCCUAACCAGCAUUUUAUACAGUUUCAGCAUAACCUCCUUGAACUUCGAUUCUGUACCUCGGCAAAUAAAGACGUGCCCAAUUGGCUUACUUAAUCACCUUGUCUACCUGUCAUGCCACCUUUAAAGACACAUGGAUAUGUUCCUCAAGCUCCCUCUGAUCUUCAGUACUUUCCAGGUCCUACCAUGCAAUUUCUUGUCUAGGUAGCCCUCACCAAGUGAAUUAUCUCACACUUUUGUGGGCUAACUUCCAUUUGCCAAAACUCUGUCUAUGUAACCAGUCCUUUGAUAUCAAUACCCUUCUCACUGUUUACCACCCUCCCCUUUUUCAUAUCACCUGAAAGUUCUUGAUCAUAUCGGCUACAUUUAAGUUAAAAUCAUUAAUGUACAACAUGAACCGCAAGGACCAAAGCGCUGAGCCCUGAAAGACAGUCGUCCUAUUACAGACACAACCUUCUACCGUUACUCACUGCUCCCUGCCUCUCAGCCAAUGUUAGACUCAACCUGCUCACCUUGCUUUGGACUCUUACAAAUGAGGAUUGUGCAAACUAUCUCAAACAACUUCUAAUCAUCAACUGGCUGAAGUGGCCAAACGCCACAAGAUGCCAGUAGUGGUCACCUGGGAAAAUACCACAGUGAAAUUCCCAUGCAUUUGCUGCCCUUGUCCUUCAAAGCGCUCAGGAUCGCUGUUUUUGAAGAUGCUGCUGAAGGGCUUGUUUCAGUAAUAGAGGAAAACAUAUGAUUAUUUGGAUUAAAAAUAACAGUUAAGUGUUGUGUCAAAAGAGUAGAUCAAUGGAGCAAGUUGAGUAUCCCCUUCAAAGAACUGGCACAAACAUGAUGGACCAAAUGGCCUCAAAAGGUGCUGAAUAAUUCUGUGAUUUACAUAGUUCCCUUCACAUCCUUGGGGUUUUCUGAAGUGAUUCACAGUCAAAUAUUUUGUUUUGAAGUAUGGUUGCUGUUCUGUUCUAGAGAUAUGCAGCAGCCAGUGUGUGAACAGCAAGAACCCAACAACAUAGUAACAAUGACCAAUCUGUCCUUGGGUAAAAGAUAAGUUGAGCGCUGAUUGGAAUUAUUGACAUCCACCAGAAUAAAUAGACGUGGCCAUGACUGAAUGUCUCGUACAAUUGACCAAGGCUGGAUUUUUGUGGGCCCUGCUGAGGUGGGUUCCGAGAUGGGAUGAGGGAUCUUACUGGAGCUAAGAACACAGAGGGGACUAUCCCCCUGUGGGUAGUUGGUUAGGCCAGUUCAGAAAAGGCUGGGGCCUACCAUUAACAGGCUGAAGCCACGACUUCAUUGGAGGCAGAAGCCUCCUGUCACUUGCCCCUUUAGGAAUUGACCAGGGUAUGACAGCCAUAGGCACAAACCAUGAUAGAGCCAGAGCCAUGUGUGUUUUUAUUUUGUUUUCUCAAUGAUGCAGAGAAAGCCUCCAUUUUGAUCUGCCCUUGUGGUCUGCUACACUUGCUUUGGCUGUAUCCAUCCCUCUCAUUGCAGGCCUUCCUAUUGGGCCUCCCAUUCCUCUGAUACAGCCACCAUCCUUAACAGAACAGGGAUCCCUGAGGCAGCUUCUUAAUUGGCCAGUUCUGGAAAGAUCACCUUUGGUAUCUCACCAUGGACACUUCCAGGUUCCUGAUCUUGAAUUGAGGCCUUGCAUAGGGACCUAACGCAGCCACAAAAUUCUGGCUGAUGUGUACAAGACUCUCGUCAAAGCAAUCCCUUCUGUACCUUUAGUUAGGAUAUGUACCCACUCCUGCAAUGGCCCACCCUACUUUUCCAUUUCAACUUUCUACAGUCAUGCCCCAUGAUGUUUCAAUAGGAGUCAACAGAGCAUGGCUCUUCUCUUCUGACCAUGAUCACAGUUGAACAUGAUCCCGUCCUAAUGGAACAUCACUGCGUCAAUUUGCAGCAGGGAUUACUGGUAAGGAAUCACUUGUUGCAGUCCCACCUCUGAGUCAGAAGAUUUUAGAGUUCAAGACUUAUUUCAGAAACAUUUGGAAAAUGUUAUUACAUCAGUCACUGCACUUCAAAAGCACUUCAUUGGCUUAGAGUACUUUGGAAUGUGCAGGCUGGUAUGAAAGACACUGUAAGCACAAUACCAUAUUGCAUGGGUGGGAAUCUGGAACUGGGAGAAGCAGAAACCCUCAUAAAGUUUAAUAAGGAUGUAGAUGUGCACUUGCAAAGCCAAGGAAAACAGGGCUAAUGGCCAAGUGCUGCAAAAUGGGGCUAGAAUAGUUGGGUGGUGGUUUUGACUGGCACAAACACGAUGGACCUAAGAGCCUUUCUCUGGCCUCUAGAUCGCUAUGAUUCUAAUAUUGUCCUACCUUCUAAAGAAUGGGUAUUGACAUCAAUCACCGAGCUUCAAAUUAAACUGAGUUUCAAAUUUAUUUCAACACUGUUUGUAAAUGACAAUCAUCCUGCAAUAUAACUCACUUAUUUUUUCCCUUGAAUUUGUUGGAUUGUUAUUAAAGAAAUGUGUUUCUAAUGUGAAACAGCACACUUCUAGCAAAUUAAUCUUGGAACUAUCCAUCACUGAAGAUUGAGCAUGGGUUCAAGAUAAUUAUAGAGCAGAAAGAAAGGUAGAUUUAUAUUGUUUUGGAAUUUCAUGAACUCAAGACCUCCAAAAUACUUUUUGGCCGUUAAUUGGUCAUUGUUGUGGUGUUAGAAACAUGACACAUAGUUAACACACAACAGGGAUCCUCAAACAGAAUCAGAUCAUCUGUUUUUGUCAUACCUAUUGAGAGAAACUAUAUCAUUUGUAAAUAAGUGGAAAAUCCAUCGUGCUGAAAAGUGAGAUCUUUGAGGGGAGUCAGGACAAAGUCCAUUAUUUUAGAUUUGAGAAACAAGACAAUGUCAUUGUCACACUACUGUGCUCAUUUCCAGUGCCUCAAAAUCAUGAGCAAGAGAAAGGCAUGUGUAAGAUAUAUCGCUUGGUGAUUCUGAGGGUCUUUAAUUGGCCAAGUAUCAAUUGAAAUGAUGUUAGAUUUUAAUCUUUUUUCUCCAGAUGUGGGAUUUAGUGAUAAGACCAGCAUUUGUUGCCCAGCUCAUUUGCCCUUGAAUUGAGUGCCUUUCUAAAACCAUUUCAGAGGGCAGCUGGAAGUCAACCACAUUGCUGUGGGUCUAGCGUUACAUGUACGUCAGACCAGGUAAGGGCAGCAGGCCCUUAAUGGACAUUGAUGAAGUAGAUUGAUUUUUUUUAUUACAAUCAAUGGAAGUUGCAUGAACAUCUUUAAUUAUUAAUUGAGUUCUAGUUACUGUGAUGGAAUUCCAACCCAUGAUCCCAUGACCAUUUGUCUGAGCCUCUGAAUUACUAACCUUGUGACAUUAGCACUACACCAUCAUUUCCCACAAAUUAUCGGAGUUUUGAAAUGUGCACAGAAAAAUUUCCUCAGUCAAUUUGUUGUCUUAUAAUGGAGAAGAGCAAGGGACGAUCUAAAAUCAAGCCUCCAAAUUGGAAGAAAGCUCACUUCAAUGAAUGAGAUGGCUUCUGGGCCAGGGUAAGAGCAAAAGCUGACAGGAAAAGCUAUAAUGGAACAAUCAUUAAUGAGAUAAUUUAGGCACAGGCUGGGUACAUUCCAACAAAGGUGGAGGGUCAACAAACUAAAGCCCAAGAAUCCUUGGAUUAUAAGGGAGAUGGGGAGAAUAUUGUGGACGUUUGUCUUUUGUAAGACAUUAACCAUUUGAGGAGAUUUAUCAGUUUUAAUUGGGUUCUCCAGGACUCGGCUUUUGCAAUUAAUUGUAUCAGGAGUGAGAGCUGCAUUAGAUUGUUAGAAGUUAUUUUUUUCUUCUCCAAAUGACCAUUAAUGUCUACUCACGGCGUGUACAGGGCAAGUGGUGAUAGAGGCACUUUUGAACCUAUGAGGUGCCAUGCAGGAUAGUGGGAGACAUCAGUUGGCGUUGAGUUAGCAUCGCAGGAAUAAGGAUCCCCGGGGGUGAAUGGGUGACAUAUUUUGGUGAGGAGUGUACAUGGGGCUAUAGAGAUGAGGGUGAAAUGUUGUGAGCGACUGAGCUAUUUUGAAACAACUUCCAAAACAACAGAGACAAAGACCCAAGAGAACUGAGGCAGACCUUCUAACUGGAGCCUACCCUCUGCUUCUGGGGCAGGCAGGGCUGACACUAUCCGAAAACAUUUUGACCGAUAGUGGCUGGGAAGAUUUAUCAACCCGUGUUGCCUGAGUUGCCGAAAUCCAACCUUAUGAUCAUAUGCAUGCUGAAACGCCUUGCUAAUUACACAAUGUUUUAAAGCUUACGCUUUAGAGAGUGGAACAAAAUUGCAGCAUGAAGAUCUUUCAUUGUCCCAGGAAGUCUCCAAAUGCUUUGCUGCUAAUGGCAUGCUAUUUUUAAGUGAAGUCAUUCUGACAUGGAGGCAGUCAAUUCACACACAGCCAGCUCCUGCUGCCUGCAAUGGGGAUAUGCCCAGAUAAUGCAGUGUGUGUGAUGUUGGAGGAACAAAUACAGGUCAAAACACCAGGCAGACCUUUCCUACACUUCUUUGAAAUAAUGCCAUGGCAUAUUUCACGUCCUGUGAGGAGGUUUAAUACUUUAUAUAAUAACUGCAGUGUUAAUGUGUAAUGGUGUCAGAAUGAUUGCUUACAUAGUGUGCAGAACAUCUGCUUAUCAGUGUGAGGCAUGUUAAUACUGGAGAGUGAAACGCUUCCUCCCGUCACAGCACUGUCAUCACAGAGCAGUUCUAGGUCACUUUUUCCUGGCUUGUUUGCAGUGCUAAAACAAGAGCAAUCUCCCCCAAGAAAGCACCUUUAUCUUCACCUCCGUGUAAUGUGACAUUCCCAUUUGUUUUAUCAAAGGCAGCCUUGCAGCUGAGAUACCAGUGCUGAAUUAUAGGCUUUCUGAUUCUGCAACCUCCUAUCGCCCAGGAUAUGGAAUUCCCAAACUUAUUCCAUCUGCAACUUUAAAUCAACACCAGUCAAUACUGAGCCGUGGAGCCAUUUGUCAGCGAGGAGUGAUGCAGGCUCCUGUGAUUUAAGACUUAUCUUUGUUGUAUUGUCUAUUUAUAGUGAAGAUUGCUUUUAUAUUUUAAGUAUAA
Stegostoma tigrinum is the source of this 10843-nucleotide messenger RNA. It is a transcript of the gene chst11, whose product is annotated as carbohydrate (chondroitin 4) sulfotransferase 11. Gene Ontology annotation, biological process: proteoglycan biosynthetic process; carbohydrate biosynthetic process. The record is from RefSeq and is a predicted model, not a curated record. Gene Ontology annotation, molecular function: sulfotransferase activity. The coding region runs from base 138 to 1196 and encodes 352 amino acids. Gene Ontology annotation, cellular component: membrane. The transcript has 3 exons. NCBI's taxonomy places the organism in Eukaryota, Metazoa, Chordata, Chondrichthyes, Orectolobiformes, Stegostomatidae.